Helianthus annuus (common sunflower) is the source of this 2668-nucleotide messenger RNA. Its product is annotated as 4-hydroxy-3-methylbut-2-en-1-yl diphosphate synthase (ferredoxin), chloroplastic. Lineage: Eukaryota; Viridiplantae; Streptophyta; Magnoliopsida; Asterales; Asteraceae. Gene Ontology annotation, cellular component: chloroplast. Gene Ontology annotation, molecular function: iron ion binding; 4-hydroxy-3-methylbut-2-en-1-yl diphosphate synthase activity (ferredoxin). Gene Ontology annotation, biological process: isopentenyl diphosphate biosynthetic process, methylerythritol phosphate pathway; terpenoid biosynthetic process. The record is from RefSeq and is a predicted model, not a curated record. Bases 238 to 2460 code for a protein of 740 amino acids. The transcript has 20 exons.
CAAUUUGUCAUUUACCGUUAACGGCGUUGCUGCCCUCAAUUGACUCGUUUAAUCCAAUAUCCCACCUAAUUUUUUAUUUUAUUAAUUUUCUAUUUCUGAACGCCAUCGAAUCCGUUAUAAACACACUCCCCAUUCAACUCUUCAUUCAUUCCGCAAUCACUUGCUUCUGCUUCAAUUUCGAUAUUCACGCUCCAGCAGAAGAAGGAAUAUUGAGAUUGUGGAGUUUUGUUUGUGAAAAUGGCGACCGGAGCUGCUCCUGCUUCCUUUAUGAGUUUAAAGGGCAGGGACAACGGUUUAGGGUUUGCAAAAGCUUCGGAUUUUGUUAAGGUUUCGGAUCUGAAGAGGGUUAAGUCUCAUAGAACCAAGGUUUUUGUGGUAAAAAACUCAAAGCCGAGUUCGGAUAUCGCAGAAUUCCGGCCUGCUUCUGAAGGGAGUCCUCUGUUAGUGCCUGUGCAGAAGUAUUGUGAAUCCACACAUCAAACCAUCAGGAGGAAAACCCGCACCGUAAUGGUUGGAGAUGUAGCUCUUGGUAGUGAUCACCCCAUAAGAAUUCAAACAAUGACCACAACUGAUACUAAGGAUGUCGCUGCAACUGUCGAACAGGUCAUGCAAAUAGCUGAUAGAGGAGCCGAUAUCGUUAGAAUAACAGUGCAAGGGAAACGAGAGGCAGAUGCGUGUUUCGAAAUUAAAAACACUCUCGUUCAAAAAAAUUAUAACAUACCUCUGGUGGCAGACAUUCAUUUUGCACCUUCAGUCGCACUGCGGGUCGCUGAAUGUUUCGAUAAAAUUCGUGUCAACCCUGGAAAUUUUGCUGAUCGGCGUGCCCAGUUUGAACAGUUGGAGUAUACAGAUGAUGAUUAUCAGAAGGAACUUGAGCAUAUUGAGAAGGUUUUUGUCCCGUUGGUUGAAAAAUGCAAGAAAUAUGGAAGAGCGAUGCGCAUUGGUACGAAUCACGGGAGUCUUUCAGAUCGUAUCAUGAGUUACUAUGGUGAUUCUCCUAGGGGAAUGGUUGAAUCUGCAUUUGAGUUUGCAAGAAUCUGCAGGAAAUUAGACUUCCAUAACUUUGUAUUUUCAAUGAAAGCAAGCAAUCCGGUGAUUAUGGUUCAAGCAUAUCGUCUUCUUGUAGCUGAAAUGUAUGUUCAGGGUUGGGACUAUCCUUUGCAUUUGGGAGUCACCGAAGCUGGUGAGGGUGAAGAUGGACGUAUGAAAUCCGCAAUUGGUAUCGGGACACUUCUUCAGGAUGGUCUUGGUGAUACUAUAAGAGUCUCGCUUACCGAACCUCCAGAGGAAGAAAUAGACCCGUGUAGGAAAUUAGCCAAUCUUGGUAUGAAAGCAUCCCAAAUUCAACAAGGGGUGGCACCAUUUGAAGAGAAACAUCGACGCUAUUUCGAUUUUCAAAGGAGAACUGGUGAUUUACCUGUGCAGAAGGAGGGUGAAGAGGUGGAUUAUAGAGGUGUACUCCACCGUGACGGUUCUGUUCUCAUGUCUGUUUCUCUGGAUCAACUCAAGACACCUGAACUCUUCUAUAGAUCACUAGCUGCAAAACUUGUGCUUGGUAUGCCAUUCAAGGAUCUUGCAACUGUAGAUUCUAUCUUAUUGAGAGAGCUUCCACCAGCAGACGAUAAAGAUGCUCGCCUAGCUCUUAAAAGGUUGAUUGAUGUAAAUAUGGGAGUUAUAACUCCUUUGUCAGAACAAUUAACAAAGCCUUUGCCAAACGCCAUGGUGUUGGUAAACCUGAACGAGUUAUCAACCGGAGCUCAUAAGCUUUUACCAGAAGGCACGCGUUUGGUGGUGUCUGUACGCGGUGACGAGUCCUAUGAGGAACUAGAAGUUUUAAAAAGCGUAGAUGCUACGAUGAUUCUUCAUGAUCUGCCGUAUUCAGAUGAAAAAACCGGCAGAGUACACGCUGCUAGAAGGCUAUUUGAAUAUCUAUCCGAAAAUUCACUUAAUUUCCCUGUUCUUCACCACAUAACAUUCCCCAAGGGUAUUCCAAGGGAUGAUUUGGUGAUUAAAGCGGGUGCAAAUGCCGGUGCGCUUUUAGUUGACGGACUUGGAGACGGUAUCUUAUUAGAAGCACCGGAUCAAGAUUUUGAAUUUCUCAGGAAUACAUCUUUUAAUUUGCUACAAGGAUGCAGGAUGCGAAACACUAAGACAGAAUAUGUCUCCUGCCCUUCUUGUGGUAGAACUCUGUUUGAUCUUCAAGAGAUAAGUGCAGAAAUUAGAGAAAAAACAUCACAUUUGCCUGGUGUUUCGAUUGCAAUCAUGGGUUGCAUAGUAAAUGGACCAGGGGAGAUGGCCGAUGCAGAUUUUGGAUACGUCGGUGGUGCUCCUGGAAAGAUUGAUCUUUAUGUUGGAAAGACGGUGGUACAAAGAGGAAUUGCAAUGGAGAAUGCAACGGAUGCAUUGAUUCAACUAAUCAAGGAUAACGGACGUUGGGUGGAUCCUUCUGUGGAAGAGUAAGAUGAUUGGAGUGGAUUCAAGGACAUUUAAGGUUAUUGUAUUAAAUAAAAGGUGAUGAUACUGGAAAGUGUUGUUAUAUUGUGAUGACAUAGUGUAGGUGUCAAGUAUAUUAAUGUUUUAUCAUGUAGAGAUUGUGUAUGGGAUCUAAAAACGUUAAAAUGUGUCACAUGGUAACCUUUUUAACACAACCACCAUACUAUUUCAUUCG